UGCCUAUCUGCAAGAUUUGGGGCCAGAAAUAUUGCUGAUUACACUAUCGUUGGAAUUGACCACAGUCGUUUUGCAUAGAUAUAAUACGUGUGUGUGUGUGUGUUCUCUCGUAGUUUUCCCCCUUCCCAGAAUUACGCUCAACAAGACUCAAGAAUUUUAAAAAUCUAUCGUUGUUCAAGUUUGACCAGGCCAAAAGAAAAGUUAUACAUGAACUUCUCAAUGUCUUUUUGCUUUUGAAACUGAAGCUUGCUUGAUGUUCUAGUUUUCAUUCACUUUUCGUGUGUAAAUUAAAAAUUGAGGAAAUCGCUACUGAUGAUUUUGUCCACGAAGCUUGUUAGUUUCUAGGUUGAGCUUGUUCGGUGGAGGAACAGUUAUAACCUGGGUGAAAUGAGUCGAAUGUUGUAUGUAUUCUUGAUACUACUAAAAAACUUAUAUAAGGAGGCUUACCACUGUUACCAUGUUCUUCUGUAUGAGUUUUACUUGAUCAAUAUUUAUGAAAAUCUGAUAUUAGAUUUCAUAACUAGUGAAGGAAUUUUGUUAUCUGAUGUUAGCCAGUACUCUGUUUACUGAAUUCAGAAAGGGCUCGCGGAAAUCUAUUUGCAGUUUGUUGCAUAAUCUUGAGUCAGUAAUUUUCAGCUUCUUACAUUGGUUUGGAGGAAUUGUGAAAUUGGUUUGCGAUAUAGACAUUGAGAGUUGUUCCCUCCCCCUCCUCUUUUUAUUUGUGGUCACCUUUUUCCCAUUUUCCAAAGCUGUUCAUAUGAAAAGCACUUUCUGCAUCUAAUUAUAUGCUUCAAGAAUCUGCAUUUCAAGUUCUUGUGUAAUGAAUUGUUUGUUAUUCAUACCAAUAUUCCAUCAGUUCUUUGCCAGAAUCUUCCCCAUGCUGUAGGGACUGGUAAUGUGGGUGAUCUAAGAGCGCUGAGUGACUUUUGUGAUGGUCUUAAGUGGAUGGGUAGCCAUAUGGUUCUAGAACAGGACAACGCUAGCCUAGGGUCCUCAAGAAGUUUUCUUUUAAAAUGGCCAACUAUAGCCUCACAUGAAAUAGAAUGGUGUGUUAUGUUUGCAAUUUACACAGGCUAGAGUUUUCUGGUGUUUUUUGUGUUUAGGUCAACAAAGAAACAUGGUUAUUUAUUAAGAGAUCUAUGUUUCGUUAAUCUAACCUUAAUGCAAGUCUUUGCAAUUUUUCGUUAUAUAGGACGAGCACAAUUUUUACUUUGAACCUAUAGCUACAAUUAUGUAGUAAGAAAUUAAAGCCCAGCGGUGUCGAGUACUCAACCAUGUAUGCUUGACAGAGAAAAUAUCUUCAAGGCCAGUAGAUAAAAUUAGAGGUUGCCAUGUGCCUUUAAGCCAAUGCAAUUUCUAUAGAGAAGCUCCUUACAGGUGCCUAAUUGGACUUAAUAAUCAUCAAAAGAAAAUAAGAGAGGCAGCCAGGUAGCAGUGGAGCAUGAAAUCCCACUCUCCAUGGAGCACAGCCAGAAACCCAGUCAAGUUCCGGAUACCAACAGCAGAUAACCUAGUCCCUAUACGCCUGGACAUCGAAAUUGAGGGACAGAGAUUUAGAGAUGCUUUCAUCUGGAACCCUUCUGAUCCUGAUUCUGAAGUAGUGGUGUUUGCAAAAAGAACAGUGAAAGACUUGAAGCUUCCUCCUGCUUUUGUCACACAGAUUGCUCAAUCCAUACAGACGCAGCUAACUGAAUUUCGGUCGUAUGAAGGGCAAGAUAUGUAUACUGGCGAGAAAGUUGUUCCUAUCAAGCUUGAUCUUCGUGUUAACAGUACUCUUAUAAAAGAUCAUUUUUUAUGGGAUUUGAACAACUUUGAGAGCAACCCUGAAGAAUUUGCCAAAACUUUUUGCAAAGACAUGGGCAUUGAAGAUCCUGAAGUUGGUCCUGCAAUUGCAAUUGCCAUACGAGAACAACUUUAUGAGAUUGCUGUACAAAAUGUGACUUCAGCCCGUGAAAGCAGAAUAAACAAGAAAGGACGCAGAGGGCUUGAACAUAGCCAGGCCAGCAAGAACAGUGGGAAUGCUGUCGACUUAUUUAAGUUAUUUGGCAGCAAGUCCAGCGUCGUCAGGAAGAGGAAGGAGUGGGAUGUAUAUGAACCGAUGAUCGAUCUCUUAUCGAACGACGAGGUCGACGCCCUUGAAGCUAAGGAGGAAAGAAAUGGCCGAUGACUGAAUUAUCAAACAUCAGUAAAAUGUUGUAUUGUAGUAUAAUAUUUGGUUGUUGUAGCAAAAUUAGGAACAAAGAAACUGUGGUAAAUUUUUGGGGGUAAUAGAAUUGUGCAAGGGAAGAAUCAUGAUUAGUUGUGUAACCAAAACGACAGCGUUUUACUUCGUCACAUGCCAGAUUUCACUUUCCCUAA
Salvia miltiorrhiza (redroot sage) is the source of this 2358-nucleotide messenger RNA. RefSeq names its product chromatin structure-remodeling complex protein BSH. Bases 1442 to 2167 code for a protein of 241 amino acids. The record is from RefSeq and is a predicted model, not a curated record. Gene Ontology annotation, biological process: chromatin remodeling; regulation of transcription by RNA polymerase II. Gene Ontology annotation, molecular function: transcription coregulator activity. The transcript has 12 exons. Lineage: Eukaryota; Viridiplantae; Streptophyta; Magnoliopsida; Lamiales; Lamiaceae. Gene Ontology annotation, cellular component: nuclear chromosome; nucleus.